AUGGACCAGUUUGAUAGAGAUCAGGAUGACGAACUCCAGUUCAGUCACAAGUCAAGCAAGAACAUUAAAGUGCAUUCAACAUUUGAGUGCAUGAAACUCAAACCAGACCUACUCAAAGGUAUCUACAGUUAUGGAUUUGAGGCUCCAUCGGCUAUUCAAUCCAGAGCCAUCAUGCAGAUUAUCAAUGGUAGAGAUACCAUUGCACAAGCCCAAUCAGGAACAGGGAAAACAGCCACCUUCUCCAUAGGAAUCUUGCAAGUGAUAGAGUCCAAAUCCAAAGAGUGUCAAGCAUUAAUCUUAUCUCCCACGAGAGAAUUGGCCGUUCAGAUCCAAGGAGUAGUCAAACAUUUAGGUAACUAUAUGAAUAUUCAGACCCAUGCAUGUAUUGGAGGAACACAACUUGGAGAAGACCUAAAGAAGUUGAAGCAGGGCCAACAAAUUGUUAGUGGGACCCCAGGAAGAGUAUUGGAUAUGGUGAAAAGACGGAACUUAAACAUUAGAAACGUCAAAAUGUUAAUAUUGGAUGAAGCAGAUGAGCUUUUCCUUAAAGGGUUCAAAGAUCAAAUCUAUGAAAUCUACAAGUUCUUACCAAGUAAUGUUCAAAUUGUCAUUGUUAGUGCCACUAUGUCAAGGGAAGUUCUUGAACUCACCAAUAAGUUUACCACUGACCCGGUGAAAAUCCUUGUGAAGCGUGACGAUGUUACAUUGGAGGGGAUCAAGCAGUUCCACAUUCAAUGUGAAAAGGAAGACUGGAAGUUCGAUACACUCUGUGAUUUGUAUGAUUCGUUGACCAUCACCCAAGCAGUCAUCUUCUGUAACACGAAGGUUAAGGUCAAUUGGUUAGCAGAGCAGAUGCGUAAACAAAACUUCACGGUAGCUUCAAUGCACGGUGAUAUGAAACAAAAUGAAAGAGACUCCAUUAUGAAUGAUUUCCGUUCGGGUAGUUCAAGAGUGUUGAUCUCAACAGAUGUGUGGGCCAGAGGGAUUGAUGUUCAACAAGUGUCGUUGGUAGUCAACUACGAUCUUCCUUUAGAUAAGGAGAAUUACGUCCAUAGAAUUGGUAGAUCCGGUAGAUUUGGUCGGAAGGGGGUUGCUAUAAACUUGAUCACCAAAGAUGAUGUUUCGGGACUUCGAGAGAUUGAACGGUAUUAUUCGGUUAAGAUAAAGGAAAUGCCUGCUAAUAUCAAUGAUCUAAUGUAA
This is a messenger RNA of Lizanozyma spartinae, 1200 nucleotides long. It is a transcript of the gene FAL1, whose product is annotated as ATP-dependent RNA helicase. The transcript has a single exon. The record is from RefSeq and is a predicted model, not a curated record. Gene Ontology annotation, cellular component: catalytic step 2 spliceosome; nucleolus. The coding region runs from base 1 to 1200 and encodes 399 amino acids. Gene Ontology annotation, molecular function: RNA helicase activity; ATP binding; mRNA binding. NCBI's taxonomy places the organism in Eukaryota, Fungi, Ascomycota, Pichiomycetes, Serinales, Debaryomycetaceae.